Messenger RNA from Eutrema salsugineum, 1941 nucleotides. RefSeq lists its product as uncharacterized. The coding region runs from base 267 to 1778 and encodes 503 amino acids. NCBI's taxonomy places the organism in Eukaryota, Viridiplantae, Streptophyta, Magnoliopsida, Brassicales, Brassicaceae. The transcript has 10 exons. The record is from RefSeq and is a predicted model, not a curated record.
CAGAAACAAAGAGUCGAGAGAGGCAGGGAAGAGAAAGACGAACAGAGGAUUUUCAAAAGAUCCUCUUCUUUCUCGUUCUUUUUCUUCUUCUGGUGGUCUUGAAGAUACAUGAAUCAACAUCCCAAUGUUAUGAAUGUUGAUGCAUUCUCUUAUGUAUUCAUAAGUUCUUACAGGUGACCUCUCUGAAAGAUUAAAAAAAAAAGGGUUACUUAAAAGAAUUUUGAUUUGGUGAAUGUAGUAGAAAUCCUCCCACACAAAAAAAAAAAAUGGGUGGCUGCGUUUCUUCCCAGAGAAAACUAAGCAACAAGCUUCAACAGAAGAAGCAAAAACGUGGCAGAUCUACCAAAUGUCGGUCCAAAAUCUCAGCUUCGAUGCCAGAUGUUCCUAUGAAACGCAUGAGCAAUGCGAGCAUUAGAGAUUUUGCGGUGAACGAAUAUGUUCAUCUUGAUUUCGAGAAAGGCGCAGCCAAGAUGAUGUGUAAGAGAGCUGAGAUGUCUAAUGCUAACUUCCAUUUAACUCAGCUUCAAUGGAACUGCAGCCAAAUCGAUGGAAACCGAAUAUCACAUGAGGAAGCUUGGUAUGAUUCCUUUAGUUACAUUGACUCUGAUUCUGAUGAUGGAUCAAAUAAUAGUGUUUUCGAAGAUGCAAAUCCUUCUGCAAUGGGACAGGUGAUUCAGUACGAAGAAUUCUACGAAAGUUACCUCAAAAUAGAUGGAAACAAAUCUGAAGCAUACUCAAGCAAGAAUGAAGUUAGCAUAAAGAGAAACCAAGUGGCUGAUGAAUCUCAUCAUGAAACCUUCAAGACUACUACUUGUGAAGAUCAUCAAGAUCACAGGAAGAAAUCCUCAAAAGUUGUUAUGGUCUCUGUGCGAAGGACUUCCAUUGAUAGAAAAUCAACAGCUUCUGAAUUAUCUUCUGAGAAGAUUUUGUACCGACCAAAAGCCGGUUCUGUGAUUCAACGUUCUUUAGGUGAGAAGCUGACCAAUCAAGGAAGCUGGUCAGAACUUUCUCCGUCGAGUUUCAAGCUCCGUGGAUUGAAUUUCUUCAGAGACAAACAAAAGAGUCCUGCACCAAACUGUAGUCCUUACAUACCAAUUGGAAUCGAUCUUUUCGCGUGUCCCAAGAAGAUAAACCACAUUGCUCAGCACGUUGAGCUCCCUAACAUGAGACCGGCGUCAACACAAGCAUGUGAUGUCCCCAAUCUCUUGAUUGUGAACAUCCAGCUUCCAAUGUAUCCAACUUCUAUGUUUGGUGACUAUGAUGGUGAAGGACUAAGUUUAGUCUUAUACUUCAAACUGAAUGAGAACUAUCACAAAGAAAUCUCAUCUCACUUUCAAGAAACCAUCAAGAGAUUUAUGGAUGAUGAAAUGGAGAAAAUCAAAGGAUUCACAAGAGAAUCAAUAGUUCCAUUCAGAGAGAGGUUAAAGAUCAUGGCAGGUUUGGUGAAUCCUGAGGAUCUUCAGCUAAGUUCUACUGAGAGAAAGCUUAUCACAGCUUAUAACGAUAAACCGGUUCUUUCUCGUCCGCAGCACGAUUUCUUUCGGGGACCAAACUACUUUGAGAUCGAUUUGGAUAUACACAGGUUCAGUUACAUUUCAAGAAAAGGACUCGAAUCUUUCAGGGAUCGGAUCAAGAAUGGGGUUCUCGAUCUUGGUUUAACUAUUCAGGCUCAAUCACCAGAGGAACUUCCAGAGCAAGUACUGUGUUGUGUCAGGCUGAACAAGAUUGAUUUCGUGAAUCACGGACAGAUUCCAACGCUUUUAACUAACAAACAAUGAUGAGUUUUCAUAUCUGAUUCACUACAAAAGAUCACAAAAGAGACAAUCAAUCAAUCAGUCCAUGGGGGGUGCAAAGAGACAAAAGCAAAACAGAGAACCUUUUUCACAUAUUUGUAUUGAAGAGACAAAAGAAAAAGAAAAAAACAAAUGUCUUUUUUGGUAA